AUGAACCUUUCAACUUCUUCCAUGCACCACUGCAAUAUGGCUUGCUACAAUACUCUCAAGCUCUCUCUCUUCCUCUGCCUCACCCUCUCUGCCUUGGGGUUCAGCAGCCACAAUGACAAGGAAAGCCACAGGAGCGACGAGGCUGACAGCCUUCAGUCUAAGCCUCUAAUUCUGGUCAAGAUCUGGUGCUUGGUUUUGGUCUUUGUUGGGACAUUUGCAGCUGGAAUGUCACCCUACUUCCUAAAGUGGAAUGAGGGGUUCUUGGUUCUAGGCACACAGUUCGCUGGCGGAGUGUUUUUGGGAACAGCUCUCAUGCACUUUCUGAGUGAUUCAAACAAGACUUUCCAAAGCUUGACUGAGAAGGAGUACCCUUUUGCAUUUAUGCUGGCCAGUGUGGGGUUCUUGAUCACUAUGCUUGCGGAUUGUGUUGUUUCCUAUGUGUAUGCUAAGCAAGAGUGCAGUGACCUUGAAGGCCACGACAGUGGUCAUGGUCACCACCCUGCAACAGUUGGUUCAGUUGGGGACAGCAUUUUGUUGAUCGUAGCCUUAUGUUUCCAUUCUUUCUUUGAGGGCAUUGCAAUCGGAGUUGCCAAGACAAAAGCAGAAGCUUGGAAGGCUUUGUGGACAGUCAGUGUGCACAAGAUCAUUGCAGCCAUUGCCAUGGGCAUUGCUCUCCUCCGCAUGCUUCCGAACCGUCCCUUCUUAUCAUGCAUGGCGUAUGCUUUCGUGUUCGGCAUUUCGAGUCCAGUUGGUGUGGGAGUUGGCAUCACAAUAGAUUCCACAACCCAAGGUGCCACAGCAGAUUGGCUCUUCGCCAUUUCCAUAGGUUUGGCAUGUGGGGUGUUCAUAUAUGUAUCCAUAAACCAUCUGCUGUCAAAGGGUUACACAGCUCAGAAGGCAGUCUCUGUUGACCAACCCCAUUACAAGUUUUUGGCUGUGUUGUUUGGCAUUGGAGUUAUCUCUGUUGCCAUGUUCUGGGACUCUUGA
Prunus dulcis (almond) is the source of this 987-nucleotide messenger RNA. RefSeq names its product zinc transporter 11-like. The transcript has 2 exons. Lineage: Eukaryota; Viridiplantae; Streptophyta; Magnoliopsida; Rosales; Rosaceae. The coding region runs from base 1 to 987 and encodes 328 amino acids. Gene Ontology annotation, molecular function: zinc ion transmembrane transporter activity. Gene Ontology annotation, cellular component: membrane. The record is from RefSeq and is a predicted model, not a curated record. Gene Ontology annotation, biological process: zinc ion transmembrane transport.